UAAGCAACAGUUAAUACGAGAAGUGGCGCGUGUGUUAACGCAGGGGUGUUUUCUGUUUGUCGAGUUCGUUUUACACUUGGAGAGGAAAUGAAAGACUUCCGACGCCCUAGAACGGGAGAGGAAUUUUAUGAGUCUUUCGAGGGAGCUCCUUUGUUUACAGCCGUACUCACGUAUCUAAGCUUUCUAAUAUUAAACAUCUUGGGGAGGCUUCAAGAUUUCCUGAGGUUAAUUCAUGUAUUAGAAAAUCAUUCAGUAGCAGAAGUACCGCACACUAAAUCUUUCGUCCCGCUUUACUCGUCUUAUGAGGCUUUUAUACCCGCAAUCUAUACCGAAGGGCACAAGACUGUUGGAGUAGACCUAUUUGUUCUGCUCCAGGUAGUGAAAUCGUAGUAAUGGAUCGUAAAUCACCGGACUAUGGAUGGACGUUGAAUUUUACAGGAACAAAAUCGAAGGUUUUGAACUUCGGAUCAUACAAUUAUUUGGGAUUCGGAGAUCCCACCGGACCUUGUACUAAUGCUACAGAAAAAGCCACAGUAAAAUUCGGUGUAGGUGUGGCAAGUUCUAGACAAGAGGCCGGAAGCUUAAUAUUACACAAAGAACUCGAAGAUUUGGUUGCUGAAUUUGUUGGACAAGAAGCAGCUAUUGUUUUCAGUAUGGGCUUCUCAACCAAUUCACUAAAUCUGCCAUGUCUAGUUGAUAAAGAUUGCUGUGUAGUCAGUGAUGAAUUAAAUCAUACAAGUCUAGUCUUGGGAUGUCGAUUGUCGGGAGCAACUAUACGUCGUUUUAAACAUAAUGAUAUGGAAGAUUUGGAAAAAAUUCUGCAAGAUUCUGUUGUUUAUGGUCGUCCGCGUACCCACAGACCAUAUAAAAAGAUCUUGGUUGUAGUUGAAGGUAUAUACAGUAUGGAAGGAAGUAUUCUUCAUCUUCCCGAAGUAAUCGCUUUAAAGAAGAAAUAUAAUGCUUAUCUUUAUUUGGAUGAGGCACAUAGUAUUGGUGCAUUAGGUCAAAUGGGUCGUGGUGUGGCUGAUUACUUUGGUGUUGAUCCACGUGAUAUUGAUAUUUCAAUGGGUACAUUUACGAAGAGUUUCGGUUCAUCUGGUGGAUACAUAGCUGGAAAUCACAAGUUAAUUGACUAUCUUCGCUCGAUGUCAUAUAAUACUGUAUAUGGUUGUAGUAUGCCAGCACCACUAGCUCAACAAAUUAUAUCAUCCAUAAAAAUUAUCAUGGGAAAAGAUGUACCUGGUGAAGGUGAACGAAGAAUUAAAUGUUUAGCUGAGAAUAUACGUUAUUUUCGUGCAAGAUUACAUGAAAUGGGCUUAAUUGUUUAUGGGAAUCGUGAUAGCCCUGUUGUACCAGUUAUCGUUUAUAUGCCAGCUAAACUAGUUGCCUUUUCGCGUAGAUGUUUAGAAUUAGGAUUAGGAACUGUAGUCGUUGGUUUUCCAGCUACAACUCUGCUUUUAUCCAGGGUACGAUUUUGCAUUUCAUCAGCACAUACACGAGAGUUAUUAGACAGGGCAUUAGACAUAAUCGGGCAAGUUUCUGAAGAAAUAGGAAUUUGUUAUAGUAAGCAACCGAUUCCAGAAUGGGCUAAAGAAAUUUUAUACAAAGAUAAAAGUCAUCGUUAUACGAAUGGUUUCUUAAAAAAUAUUGAACCAUCAGUUAACAAACUACUUAAGAAAUCAGUUCAUACGGAUACUGUAAGUAAUUCAAUCAGUUUGAGAAAACGCUGUUUAAAAAGAGAUACCAACGAAAAAUGUGGGAUUAACACACACUUUUAGCUAUGAUGAAACCUGUAAUAAAUAAAUCUCGAUUUGUUCUUUCAAAAUGUCAAUAUCUUAGUGUUAUAUGUUACAAAAUCAUUUAUGGAAACUAAUUUUAGUCGAAAGAAUAAAACUAUAUAAUACAGUAUCAUAUUAUGUCAAUUAUAUUGAUAGUCAUUUUACUAUUGAGAACUAUGACAAUGAAUUGAAUAACUUUUUAAAAUCUAUUAUUCUGUGCUUAAUUUAUUUUUUUCAAAACAGGAGGUUAAAUGCUACGUUGUUGGAUAUACAUCAUACAUAAAUGAAAGGAUCCAAUGAUUUUUCUUUCAUUUUCAUAAUUACAUUAGUGUUUGAUCAAAAAAAAACCCAGGAAUAAUAACAAAUGUAUAAAAUAUCUUUUCUUUUUCUAUCAUAUUUGUCUUUUUUUCUCGACUAAGUUUUACUAUCCUUGUUUCUUAUGAGUAACAUUUUUAUUGUGACAAUUACUGCUUUUCUUUUAAAAGAAAAGAAAGAAAAACGAAAACGUUUGUUAGUAGUUGUACCUCUCUCUCUCUCUAUAUAUAUAUAUAUAUAUAUAU
This is a messenger RNA of Schistosoma mattheei, 2338 nucleotides long. The record is from the annotation of a GenBank genome assembly. Lineage: Eukaryota; Metazoa; Platyhelminthes; Trematoda; Strigeidida; Schistosomatidae.